Capsicum annuum is the source of this 1557-nucleotide messenger RNA. RefSeq lists its product as uncharacterized. NCBI's taxonomy places the organism in Eukaryota, Viridiplantae, Streptophyta, Magnoliopsida, Solanales, Solanaceae. The transcript has 5 exons. The record is from RefSeq and is a predicted model, not a curated record. The coding region runs from base 1 to 1557 and encodes 518 amino acids.
AUGAGGAGUGGAGUGGUGAACGACGGUGACAGCCGUAAACCAGCGGCAACGGGAUUGAGUGAUGAAAUUGUGGUCAGUGAACAUGUUACUUAUGAAAAACUGAUUUCUAUAAUUACGGGAGAACUGGAAAUCGACGAAACAAAGAAAAAAAUUGAAGCUUGUUACAUUGUUGAAGGAAAUGGUUGUCUGUUGUUCAUUCGUAACGAAAUGAGUGUGAAGCUUGAAAUGCUUUUUGAUGGAAAAGUUGGUGUUGUAAUGUGUUUGGAAAGUCCAUCUGAAAAAGUUGAAGAAAUAAUUUGUUAUAAAUCUAAUUCUACUUCUCCUAUGCCUUUGUUGGAUAGCAAAGGGAACAAGAUCAUUACUGAUUGCAAGCAUAGUGAUGUUAAGGUUGGACAAAUAUACAAGGACAAGUGUACUCUUAUUUCGGUUAUGGCGCUAUUUGCAAUUGAGCAUUCCUUUAAUUACUAUGCCAAAAGAUCAGACAAGAAAAGCUAUGUCCUACAAUAUCGUUCGGAGAAUUGUGUUUGGAUCUUUAAAGCAUCAUGUCGUCGGGGUACAGAACUAUUUAAAGUUAGAUUUUUCCAAGAUGUUCACACAUGCCCGUUGAAAGAUCGUAGUUUUACUCAACUUCAAGCUACAGUUGGGUUUGUUAGUGGUUUUGCUGCACCAAAACUUGUCAACUAUAAGAGAAUACACACCAUGAAUGAUAUAAUCGAAGAUAUUAAAAAUGCUUUUGGUGUAGACAUUAACUAUCAGAAGGCUUGGAGGGCUAAAGAACGUGCGAUUGAGAUUUUAAGGGGGAAACCUGCAGAUGCUUAUCGACAAAUGACUCGAUAUGUAUACAUGUUAAAUUCCGUAUAUCCAGGUUCACAUAUUAGAAUGCAUAAAUCCGAGGAUAAUAAAUUUAUGUAUUUGUCCGUUGCAUUGCAACCUUUGAAGAGUGAAUUCGAGUAUUACAGGCCUGUUGUUGUGGUUGAUGGUGCACAUUUGAGUGGAGCAUAUAAAGGUACAUUUGUUUCUGCAAGUAUUUUUGAUGGAGCAGGACGCAUUCUGCCUAUUGCGUAUGGUGUUGUUGAUAGUGAAAACGAUAAUUUGUGGACUUGGUUUUUUGAGAACUUCAGAAUUGCUUUUGAAGAACGUGAUAGUAUGUGUGUUGUAUCCGACCGUCAUGAAAGCAUAAUAAAGGUUGUGAGUGUUGUAUAUCCGAAUGUGCCGCACCUCGCAUGCAUUUGGCACUUGUGGAAGAAUGUUUGUACAAACUUCAGGAAGAGUAAAGAUAGACUUAGCGAUAUUUACUAUGCUAUGGUCAAGGCUUACCGCAAAGAUGAGUUUGAUUUUUUUUGGAAUCAAGUUGGGAAGAUUGAUAAGAGGGUAAAGUCUUAUCUUGAGGAUGCUGGAUUUGCAAAGUGGGCACGCGUGUAUGCACCUGUUAAUCGUGGUAGAAUGAUGACUUCAAAUAUAGUGGAGUGCAUAAAUGGUAAAUUGAAGCUAGCACGUGAGUUGUCGAUAAUAGAAUUUUUGGAGCAGGCUAGAAAAUUGUUCGGAAAGUGGAAUUGA